Molecule: messenger RNA, 3934 nt
Organism: Suricata suricatta (meerkat)
Lineage: Eukaryota; Metazoa; Chordata; Mammalia; Carnivora; Herpestidae
Gene: NVL
Product: nuclear VCP like
Exons: 23
Coding region: 1192-3741 (849 amino acids)
Biological process (GO): ribosome biogenesis
Cellular component (GO): nucleus
Molecular function (GO): RNA binding; ATP hydrolysis activity; preribosome binding
Source: RefSeq, a predicted model, not a curated record
AACCGGGAUCCUCGUAGAAGCAGGAACCUCCUCUGUUUCUUCGCAGUUGUACCCAGCGCCUGGGACAUAGCAAGUGUUCGGUACCUACGCAUAAACGCAGGCACUGCUGCUUAGCUGAAAGCAGUGUGCACACACAGGGAAGAAGUGGGAAAUGAAGGGGGAGCCAAGUUAACCAAAGUUCUUAAGAUCAGAGUGAAAAUCUAUAUUCGGCGCAUGGAUAAGGACCACUGAAAAGGGCAGCGACGUUAUCUGCAUCAGCGGGAAAAUUUGCCCUGUGGUACCCUGGGUAAGAAGACAGUAACACGUUAACAUCUCACAGCCUUCCAACUCCAUCUCCCCGCGACCCCAGCCUCAAUAUUCCACUUCCUACUGUCAUAAGACGAAUAGAGCUCAAAUAGUAAUAGGAAUCUUGAAAUACCCGAUUAACCCAGCAAGCAAAGUAAAAGAAAGCCGGUAACUGCGUGUCUGUGUGCGUAUGCUUGUGUUAACGCUGACUGUGCCUUUGUGUCUCCCUAACUACAUAACACUUCACGGGCAAACACGGACGUUUACCAAAAUUCUGAGCAGCGUCUAGGUCAAGCUGUAGUCCUGCACUGGACGUGCUGGACAAACCGGAAGCGGAAAAUCGAUCGGAGAGGGCCAGGUUUCCGAAAGUGGCCAGCGCCGGGGCGCCCCGCUUACACCCGCCAGCGCCCACGGGUGGCUUCCUUGCGGAGCCGGGCGGCUACUCCGCGGGUUCAUCCCGACUUCGUAGUCCUGGACGACCCCACGCUCAGGGUUUACUAAGGCUGCGGCCGAGUCUGAGGCAGCGUCGCGCAAGCCCAGGCCGGAAGCCGCCCGGCGAGCCCAAAGACGCACGACGCUCGCCGGAAAACCCAGCAACUGUCGCGCUCUCGUGUCCGCGCAGCCGGUAACAAUAAAGUUGAGCGUGUUCAAAAGGGGUCCUUGUCAUCCAGGGCCUGCCAGACAAGCCUGCAAAAUAAGCCGCCCGGAAAGUUCCGGGUGUGGGUAGGGCUCCCUGCCGUCGGCAGCGUUCUCCUCACUCGUGGUGGGACAGCACCGGGGUCACGGCCUAGGCGGCGGCGGGACACACGGACGAACGCGGAGCGGCCGGCCCGGCGAUCGCCGCGGGCAGCCCGGCGAGGACCCGGUGCCCGUGGAGCCCGGCGCCCCGGCUGCCUUGGACGCGCUAUGAAGCCCAGGCCCGCGAGGUUUGUGGACAGCCGGCUGAAGCAGCGUGUCGUGCAGUACCUCACCAGUAACAGAUGUGGCAAAUAUGUGGACACUGGAGUCCUAGCAGCUGAUUUACAAAGAAUGUACAGUAUAGACUAUGGUCGAAGAAAAAGAAAUGCUUUUAGGAUUCAGGUAGAAAAAGUAUUUAGUGUAAUUACUAGUGAGAAAGAACCUAAGGAUCUAACAGAACUAGAAGAUGAACAUCUGGCAAAAAGAGCAAGACAAGGUGAAGAGGAUAAUGAGUAUACUGAAAGCUCUUCAGAUAAUGAUUCAAAUAUGGAAGAUUACCCAGAUCCACAGGCAGCAAAUCACAUGAACAGCUCCCUGCUCUCCUUAUAUCGGAAAGGACAUCCUGAUUCUGUGUCACGGACUUCGGAGAUGGAGCACAGAGAAGCCACCGUCUUGGCCCCACGGACACCUUUCAGAACAGACUCAAUCCCUUCGAAGCCCCCUGCCAGAGGCCCUGAGGAAGGGUGGUUUAUCGACAGAACUCCCGAUGGGAAGAUGGACCUGGCAGAUGGGAAGAGUAAUCAUAAGAAACCAGGAUCUGAGAGAGAGGAUUCUAAAGAUGCUUCACUGCUAGAAAGUAAAGAAAAAAGGAAAGGCAGGCUGAAGCGCAAAGGAAGCAAAAGAAAUAAAGACCUUCAGGAAGUAGAUGGAGAAAUAGAAGCCAUCCUGCAGAGGAAUGCUAAAGCCAAGGGGCUGGAAUUACAGAUCUCCAAGGUGAAGUUCGAAGAUGUUGGAGGCAACGAUACGACAUUAAAGGAAGUCUGCAAGAUGCUCAUCCACAUGCGUCACCCAGAGGUGUACCGCCACCUGGGCGCCACGCCGCCGCGUGGGGUUCUCCUUCACGGGCCUCCGGGCUGCGGGAAGACCUUGCUCGCGAAUGCCAUUGCAGGGGAACUGGACCUCCCAAUUCUGAAAGUAGCUGCCACGGAGAUUGUAUCUGGAGUGUCUGGGGAGUCUGAACAGAAGCUGAGAGAAUUGUUUGAGCAGGCUGUGUCAAAUGCACCCUGUGUCCUCUUUAUUGAUGAAAUCGAUGCCAUUACCCCCAAAAGAGAAAUUGCUUCAAAAGAUAUGGAACGAAGGAUUGUCGCCCAGCUCCUAACCUGCAUGGACGAUCUGAAUACCAUGGCUGCCACAGCUCAGGUCCUAGUCAUUGGAGCCACUAACCGUCCGGACUCAUUAGACCCUGCUUUGAGACGUGCAGGAAGGUUCGACCGAGAAAUAUGCCUGGGUAUCCCGGAUGAAGCAUCCAGGGAAAGAAUACUUCAGACUUUGUGCAGAAAACUAAGACUUCCGGAAACUUUUCAUUUUCGUCACUUAGCGCACCUCACGCCAGGCUUCGUUGGUGCUGACCUGAUGGCGCUCUGCCGAGAGGCAGCCAUGUGUGCAGUCAGUAGGGUCCUGAUGAAGCUGCCAGAGCCGCAGGCCGACCCUGAGAUGGAAGCUUUGCUCCCUGGAGGAGGCGGGGGAGAUAGGAUUGGAACCAAGCCCCCUUCUGCAGCACAGGAUGAAUUGCAGAGGCUGCUGGCAUUGCUGCGAAACCAGGAUCUCCUCUCAGAGGAAGAGCUGCAAGGACUGUGCAUUGAGAUGAAUGACUUCACUGUUGCUCUGUCCUCCGUCCAGCCUUCGGCCAAAAGGGAGGGCUUUGUCACUGUCCCCAAUGUGACUUGGGCAGAUAUUGGUGCCCUGGAAGGUGUCAGAGAGGAGCUCACCAUGGCCAUCCUGGCACCAGUACGUAAUCCCGAUCAGUUCAGAGCCCUUGGAUUGGUGACCCCAGCUGGAAUCCUCCUGGCAGGCCCGCCUGGCUGUGGGAAGACGCUGCUGGCCAAGGCUGUUGCAAAUGAGUCUGGACUGAACUUUAUAUCUGUCAAAGGCCCCGAAUUGCUAAAUAUGUAUGUUGGUGAGAGCGAGCGUGCGGUGCGACAGGUGUUCCAGCGAGCCCGGAACUCCGCACCCUGCGUCAUAUUCUUCGAUGAAGUGGAUGCCCUGUGCCCCCGAAGGUCAGACCGAGAGAUGGGGGCGAGCGUGCGGGUAGUGAAUCAGCUGCUCACUGAGAUGGACGGGCUGGAGGCGCGGCAGCACGUGUUUAUCAUGGCAGCCACCAACCGGCCAGAUAUCAUUGACCCUGCAAUCCUGCGCCCAGGCCGCCUGGACAAAAUACUUUUUGUGGGUUUGCCGCCCCCAGCAGAUCGUCUAGCCAUCCUGAAAACCAUCACCAAAAACGGCACCAAACCCCCGCUGGCCGCAGAUGUCAGUUUAGAAGCCCUUGCUGAGGACCUUCGCUGUGACUCCUAUUCGGGUGCGGACCUCUCUGCUUUGGUACGAGAAGCUUCUAUCUGCGCCCUGAGACAGGAAAUGGCAGGACCGAAGAGCAGGAGUGAGAAAGGCGAGCUCAAGGUCAGUCAGAAGCACUUCGAAGAAGCUUUCAAGAAAGUAAAAUCAUCUAUAUCAAAAAAGGACCAGGUGAUGUACGAAGCCCUGCAGAGGUCCCUCAGCCGAUGACCUCCAUCUCCGACCUGAUACUGCGCACGUGUGUUCCUCCCAGAGUGGCUUGGCCCGUUCUGAGCUGAAGACACUUCCUGUCCGCCAGCCUCACGUGGGAACACCCUCCCCUCUCUUUACGUAAAACAUGUGUAACUGUUGAAAUAAAAUAACUGAUAACUUUUUUUAAAUAAAAUGUUUAUUUUGAACCAUU